CGAUAUUCUAACCUACUUCUCAGUAUCUACUUCCAUUCCUCAAAGAUCGUCUGGGCGUUGUACAGCCAACCUGUGCUUUAAAGGACAAUAAAUAUGAAAGCUGCCAUACACACAGGCGACAGAAAGGUCACAGUCGAAGACCGCCCAAAACCAGUCAUUUUGGAACCCACCGACGCUAUCGUGAAAGUCUUAUAUACCACAAUUUGCGGGACAGACCUCCACAUUCUCCAAGGUCACGUCCCGUCAUGCACCCCAGGCCGCAUUCUCGGUCAUGAAGGAGUCGGCAUUAUUGAAUCCCUCGGUGUCGCUGUUAGGAACUUCACCGUUGGCCAGAAGGUUCUCAUUUCAUGCAUCACAUCUUGCGGGACUUGUCAUUACUGCCGUAGGAAGAUGCCGUCUCAAUGUGAAUCCGGCGGUUGGAUUCUUGGAAAUACAAUUGAUGGCACACAGGCUGAGUAUGUCCGCAUUCCUCAUGCCUUGUUCUCGCUACAUGAGCUGCCAGAGAGCAUCGACUUGAAAGUCGCUGUUACUCUAUCAGAUACCGUACCAACUUCUUAUGAAUGUGGUGUCCUGAAUGGUGAUAUUCAACCUGGGUCGACUGUCGCGAUCAUAGGAACUGGCCCGAUUGGAUUGAUGAUCCUCCAAAUGACGAGAAAUCUGUUCGGUCCAUCGAUGACGGUAAUGGUGGGAAGGGGUAAUCCGAGGCUCGAGAUGGCCAAGUCCAUGGGCGCGGACCACACAUUCAGUGUUCUCGACGGACAGGAUGAUGUGGUUGCUUCUGCUCUAGCGGUGACCAAGGACCGAGGGUUCGAUGUGGUGAUCGAAGCCGUGGGUACCGUCGAAUCUUUCGAGAUUGCGCAAGCUCUGAUAGGCGCUGGUGGGACUAUCGCCAGCCUGGGUGUCUUUGGUGAAUCGUGCGAGCUUCACCUGGAAAAGCUGUGGAAUCGCAAUAUCUGUUUAAGAACUCGACUCAUUGAUGCUGUUAGUACACCCGAUUUGCUCAAGAUGGUGGAGUUAGGUAGCAUUGAUCCUCAUUUUCUGGUCUCACACAAUUUCGCAUUUGAUGAAAUCCACGACGCCUACAAGGCAUUUGAGUUAUCUUCCAAAUGUGGCGCCUUGAAGGUGAUAAUCACCAUGCCCAGGCUUCUUACGAAUGGUUCUUCAUAGUUUCCUUUUUAGUGCUCAUUAUCUUAUUAUAAGAAUGAACUUAAUUACUUGUAUAUUCCAGAAUAUCCAUUAAGCAAAUUACACUUCUCCUAGUCUAAUGCAUAAAUACGAGUGUUAAAAA
This is a messenger RNA of Botrytis deweyae, 1288 nucleotides long. RefSeq lists its product as uncharacterized. Gene Ontology annotation, molecular function: oxidoreductase activity; zinc ion binding. The coding region runs from base 94 to 1167 and encodes 357 amino acids. The transcript has 3 exons. The record is from RefSeq and is a predicted model, not a curated record. NCBI's taxonomy places the organism in Eukaryota, Fungi, Ascomycota, Leotiomycetes, Helotiales, Sclerotiniaceae.